CAAGCAGCCCACUAGCCAAGCCCAAAAUACCAAAUCCAAAAGCAAUCAGUCAAUCGCCACUCCAGUCCUCAUCUUCUCGAACUUCUUUCAGUGGGUGCCGGUUCAAGCGCGUCUCACGCCCGUACUCGAUAGCCUAGAUUUAGAGUGUGCGGCAUUUCUGUCUUCACCAAUUCAUAACAGCAGGUGAGGAAGAUAUCUUUCUCCUUUGUCGAACUCUCUAUUGCGGCCAAAGUACUUGGUAGUUAAAAUGGGAAUGAACAUAGGCUUCCUCGUCGGCACUUUUGGUGUUUUAUUCCUCGCCAACGCCGCCUACUCCACGAUCCAGUAUAAGGCUUUGCUCAAGAUCACCGAGGAAGAGUUCUCUGGUCCUCCCUUUGACGUGGUUAUUAAGUUGAUUAUAGGUUUAGUAUUGUGCAUGUGGGCUGCCCUAAUAGUGCCCGGGAAGUUUUUGUCUAUUCAUCCUCAAUCUGAUGAGAACAGGGUUGUUGCUCUCCCUGAAAAUCUGGAUUUUAUGAUUUUCAAUCACCGUGGGAAAGCAUUUCCUCAGGAAGUAGUUGAUUUCAAGUUGAAGUGAUGCUUCUAGGAAAAUUGAGGAUGUUUUGUUCACUUGGGGAUCCUUUAGGGUCUAUAAAACAUAUUAUUUGAUGAUAGCAUGAAACCACCACAGCAUGAAUGUAUUUUAUUUAAGCUUCUAAAGUGUUAUAUUCGCCUCUAAGCUUCAACCUUGUGAGAAUGGGAAACGUGUUUUCGCUACACAAAUAUAUUGGUCUGUAGCUUAUACUCUUUCCGAGUUUCCGCUGGUGCUGGAUUUCUCUGAAUAAUGGAUUUCUUUCUCUUUUUGAAAAACUGAUCUAUUCUUUCUUGUCAUAUGAAAGCAAUUUUUUAUUCUGCUCUUUGAUGAGAUAUUUCACACAUGAUACGUAA
Cuscuta epithymum is the source of this 924-nucleotide messenger RNA. Lineage: Eukaryota; Viridiplantae; Streptophyta; Magnoliopsida; Solanales; Convolvulaceae. The record is from the annotation of a GenBank genome assembly.